This is a messenger RNA of Vanessa atalanta (red admiral), 3873 nucleotides long. It is a transcript of the gene Ras64B, whose product is annotated as ras-like protein 2. The transcript has 4 exons. Gene Ontology annotation, biological process: signal transduction. Gene Ontology annotation, molecular function: GTPase activity; GTP binding; GDP binding. Bases 96 to 695 code for a protein of 199 amino acids. The record is from RefSeq and is a predicted model, not a curated record. Lineage: Eukaryota; Metazoa; Arthropoda; Insecta; Lepidoptera; Nymphalidae. Gene Ontology annotation, cellular component: plasma membrane.
UUGAAUCAUCCGUGACCGUCACUGAAAUUAGAAAAUACUGUAGUAGAUAAAGUGUUUUAUUUUCAAUUUAGUAGUUAUAAUUGUUGUUAUUCGAAAUGUCGAGACCCGGAGAUAGACCAAGUCAAGCUCAAACGUACAAGCUUGUUGUUGUCGGCGGCGGAGGUGUUGGAAAGAGUGCCAUUACAAUUCAAUUUAUACAGAGUUACUUUGUAACGGACUAUGACCCCACCAUUGAGGACAGCUACACAAAGCAGUGUGUCAUUGAUGAUAUUCCAGCUAAGUUGGACAUUCUAGACACUGCGGGUCAAGAAGAGUUCAGUGCGAUGCGAGAACAGUACAUGCGAUCUGGUGAGGGUUUCCUCCUAGUAUUCUCGGUCGCUGACCACGCCAGUUUCGAUGAGCUGUUCAAGUUCCACAAGCAGAUCCUUCGCGUCAAGGACCGCGAUGAGUUCCCCAUGCUGAUGGUGGGCAACAAGGCUGACUUGGAGCACCAGAGAGUGGUAACGUUAGACGAGGCGCAGGCACUCUCCAGACAGUUGAAAGUACCAUACAUUGAAUGCAGCGCUAAAGCGCGAAUGAACGUUGACCAGGCCUUCCACGAACUCGUCCGACUAGUCCGUCGUUUCCAGGAAGCGGAGAGGAUCCACAUCAAGUCAGAUAACAGGAUCAAGAAGAAAAAGUGCACUAUCUUGUAACAGCACCGGUGUGAGGUGAGCUUUAUAAAAAAAAUCGAACGUCAAAUUCAAAUGACAGAUGUCAACAUUUAAAUAAUUGGUGUCUGUCGUUCGAACAUAAACAUGGUGCUUCUAAUCUGAUGUUUUUGCAAAAUUCACUUUUUGUUGUUUUUUUUUGAGAAGCCUUUAUUUAAAUAGCACCCUACUUUUAUUUAUUUUUAAGUGCUAAUAUAAUUCUUAAAUAUAUACAACCUCGUUUUUAGCGUUUAAGCUAUUUAUAUUUAAAGUGUACUGGAAUUAGCUUUGAAAUAUUAUUUAAAGCAAUUUAGCAACACUGUUGGCACUGGAAGAAAUUAUUACAAUAAUACUUCAUAAGCUAAUAAAUUCUCUGCCAUCUUUGGCUGAGUCCGUUAAACAUAAUCUUUACACUAAACUAAUUUGACUCAAGCCUGGUUUCUAUAUUAAAAAACGACUCGUUCUCCUUACCAGUUUAAUCGUGUAAUUAAUGAUACAUAUUAUUAUCGAAAACCCUAGCAUCGCUUAUUUCUAGUCUUCAUAAGCAAAACGAUUUAUCCUUGAAUGUAUACAAGACAUAAAUAAGAUAUCCUUUUCAACAUCAUAUAUUGAUGCUGUAAGGGCCAAAGGUAUAUAAAAGUUAAGUCACAAAAGAACAAGGGGAAAAUAUAUUAUUCAAUUAAAAAAAAAAACAAUUGAUAUCUACCAAUUCAGUUAAAUUUGAGGCUUUAGUGUGGUUUUGAGGAAUAACCCUUUUAAAAUAGAGGAUGCCUUAGCCCCGCUGUGGGAUAGUUGCUUUCUAAGGAAAACUCUACCGUGCCACGAGUGGAGCACUACACAGGAUCAGCCCCGGAUGCGUUAUAUCGAUACAAUCCAGUAGCCUCUGUUAUUUUCUGAUGCAAUAGCGGGAGUUUUGUGGGUAAUAAUCAAACAUAACCCAGUUCUCCAUAAAAGGCUUCCAGCUACUCAAGGUAGCUAGAGAGAGUGAGAAGUUACAUGUUACUUUAAGUUUAUAAUCAAUGUAUACAUUGGAAUAAUAUUUCCUUGUAUUUUAUUCAUAUAAAUUUCAUAUACUUGUUGCUAACAUAUGAAUUUUAAUUGUAACUUAAUUUUAACAUAUAACCUUUUGCUUUUAUGGUAUCAACGUAAAUAAGAGAUUAUUUAGUUUUUACUUCAGUUAGAUUACUUUAGAGAAUAUGUUUAACAAAAUCGAGUCAACACAAUUCAAAUUGGUUUAACAAAAUUUCUUAAGAUUUUUAUAUCAUAUAUAUUGUUUUAUGUUAUAUAUUAAGCAUUAUUAAUAUUUGUUUCAAACUAAACACAGUUAACUUUACAUUUAUAUAAUAAAAUUAUAUGUUAUGGUCGCGGACACAACACCUGUUAAAUUUCAACAGAAUUUGUUCUGCAAACUGUACCUGUUACUAUCCAGUUUUAUGUAAGUUGAUGUAUUGAUUUUUUUUUUGUAUUUUAGUACAAUUUCUAUUGAAAAUGACCCCAUACAUUUUAUUGAGUCAACUAUUUCGCACAAUACUACAGAAUUUUAUAGUAAUUAUUACAAAAUAAUUAUCUGUCUACUAAAAAGAACUGAAUAUUACUUGGUCAUAAAAGUUAAUCAAGAUAUAUCGUUUAAUAAGUUUUUUCUUGUUUAAUCUGGAUCGGUAUUAAACAUGUAAUAACAUUUGAUUAUAAAUUUAAAUUUUGAGAACUAAUAUCCCGGUUAAAGAAAGCGUUCCAAACUCUGUAAUGGUGAAAUAUUUUAUAAGGAGUAUUGUUAUUAUGUCAAUACCAUUUAUUCAUCCCUUCUAUAAUAUAAUAUUAUGUCAACUUUACAAUGAUAUUCUUGUUUUAUUUAAUUUUUAAUAUGUAUGAUAGCAUUUUUUUUUAUAUAAAUAUUCGCUGUUACAAAGUUAUGUCUACUGCUUGUAGGGUAUCACUAUUAGUGACCAACUGACAGACGCAUUUAGUGCGUCGGGAACGCAUUCUUUCAGGGAACGGAUUUUAAGUAGUGUCCACAUCAACGUCUCGAAACCAAAUACUAAUUUAUACUGUAUUUUUGUUUAGUUUGUCUAUUUGUAAUGUAUAUCAGCAUACGGAUCGAGUAAAUUGAAAAACUUGUUUUUGAUAUAUUGUGCACAAUUUUAUUACUAAAUGAGCUGUGAAUGUUCGUAAUGUUAUUAUUAUUGUUAUUAAAUGUUUUGAUUACAUAAAAAUUAUCUAUCGAGAAAUGCUCGAUAGAUUCGUUUUGCCAACGUUUGGCUUAAAUAUGACAAAUUGGAAUGUUUAAUAAUAAUAAUAAUAUAAUGCACAAAGGUCGGUCGUGACCUUGAUGUCGAUGGUCUUACAAAUUAUUUUGUAUUAUUAGUAGAUGGGUCUUCCAAUAAGUAACUCUUGUGAAUUGGGUAUUUAAAUGUCAAAAAUAAUGUCACUCAUUUCAAUAGAUGAAGAUGACGUUUCACGUUAUGCAAUACCAAUAUUUACGACGUUGUGACGUCACGUUCGUUCGGUAUAUGUCACUGUCAUUAUGCUAAGUUUUUUUUUUAAUUUGUUUAUAUUGUGUUUAUAUCUCACGGGCUACGGUUCUUUGAUAUACGACACCAGCCGACUGCCACUUUAGACUGUUAAUUAUAUAACUUCACUAUACAUAAUUUACUUAUCAUGACGUUUAUUCUGCAGUUGGUUUUGAUUGUCAUGUGUUUGAUGAAUGAAAAAGGGAUUUGGCAUACUCAUUGGCAUUGGCAAUAUUUCUGCUAGUGAGUUUGUUCCCCAACAUCAUAUUCGAGUUGUUAAUAUAUACAUAGAUGCGCCCCCUAUAUUUGAUUCCUGAAUUUAACGAAUAGUUAUUGUACUUCAGAAACUGAUCGUUUUUGAGUUGCGAAUAACGAGAUGUUACAGUGGUUUCUAUAGGAAUUGUAUGUAUAUGCGACUUUAUUUGUUUAAGGGAUGCUCUUGAAUAAUACAACCUGGGUGUAAAACGAAUCGUUUAUUGUACAAAGUAAUAGUACAUUAGUCGGCUGUAUCCGACGUUGUCAUGACCUCCGUACUAUAUUUAUAAUUAUAAAAAAAAGCAAAACUGUAAAACUUAGCAACGUGAUCAUUCUAUUUAUGGAAGGAAUAAUUUAAAUACCCAAUUAAUCCCAUCAGUGUUAGGUAUUUUGUAACAAAGAUAUACAUACUAUAUAUUUUU